Anolis carolinensis (green anole) is the source of this 5687-nucleotide messenger RNA. RefSeq names its product regulator of chromosome condensation 2 (gene rcc2). NCBI's taxonomy places the organism in Eukaryota, Metazoa, Chordata, Lepidosauria, Squamata, Anolidae. The transcript is spliced from 13 exons. Gene Ontology annotation, molecular function: small GTPase binding. The coding region runs from base 668 to 2335 and encodes 555 amino acids. Gene Ontology annotation, cellular component: membrane. Gene Ontology annotation, biological process: negative regulation of GTPase activity. The record is from RefSeq and is a predicted model, not a curated record.
UGUCCCCCCUCUUCCUCCCUCCUUCACAGGAAGUCGUGCAAAACAUGAAAAGAUUGGUGCUUUUUAUAUAGAUUUGAAUUUUAUUAUUUUUUUUUGCAAAAACUAAUUUUGCAAUUGCAAAAAAUAAUAAUAAUAAUUUUUUUUUUGCAAUUUUGCAUUUGCAAAAAUUGCAACCUAAUGCAUAGGGGUGGGGGGAAUAUAGAGCUUGCAAAGUGUUUGGAUCUAGGAGAUAUAUAUAUAUAUAUAUAUAUUUGCAAGCAAAGCGGAUCCACGUGGUUUAAUCCGAGACAGACAGAGGUCCCAUUGUUCACAACCUAAAAAAAAGAAAGAAGAGAAAGAGGCAGACAGAAAAGGAGGAGGGAGGAAGAAAGGAGAAGAAAUAAAAAAGAAAGGGAAAAAUACAAAAAAAUAUUUUUUAAAAAAUAAGAAGAAAUGUGGACCCAAUCUUAAAACUAUAUACAUAGAUAUAUUUAUAUAAAAAAGAGGAAAAAAUUAAUAUUUUUCUUGGUUGCAAAGAAAGUGAGACAACAAGAGCAAUACAAAAGAAGAAGCUGCAGCAAUUUUAUUUUAUUUUUUUGCAAAGGUUGCAAGAUAUUUUGGAACAGAAGAAGAAGAAAAAGAAGAAGAGGAGCAAGCAAAAGCAAAAGAAGAGCGAGGGAGGUGAAGGAUGCCCCGGCGGAAGACGACGUCAGUGGAGGCGGCCUCCACGGCUUGGGACAGGGCCAGCUCGGGCAACGGGACGGGGGCCGCCCGCAAGCGCCCCGCUUCGGCCCGAGGGGGAGCUCCCCCGGCUCGGAAGAAGGCCGCCCGGGAUUUGGGGGGCGGCGGAAGCAGCAGCAGCAGCAACAACGGCGGGGAAGGAAGCAGCAGCGGAGACGAGCGGGACGGCUUGGCCGCGACACCCGUGGUGGCCGGAGGGGCCAAGAAGAGCGGCCGGGGAGCGGCCACGGGGCGAGGGGCCGGGGCAGACUCCCAGCAGAACCAGCAGCAGCCCCACCACCCGGCGGCCGUGGUGGUCAACGAGCCCGAACACAGCAAAGAGCGCAUUAAGCUGGAAGGCUCCAAAUUCAAGGGUCAGCUGUUGAUAUUCGGCGCGACCAACUGGGACUUGAUCGGACGCAAAGAAGUGCCUAAGCAGCAAGCCGCCUACCGCAACCUGGGCCAGAACCUAUGGGGACCCCACAGGUACGGUUGCCUUUCGGGGGUCCAGGUCCGGACGGUGGUUUCGGGCCCUUGUGCUGCUCACAGCCUCCUCAUCACCACCGAAGGCAAGCUCUGGAGCUGGGGGCGCAAUGACAAAGGCCAGCUCGGCCACGGAGACACCAAGCGAGUGGACGCCCCGAAGCCCGUCGACCUCCUGAGCAACGAAACCAUCGUUUUGGCCGCCUGCGGACGGAACCACACGCUGACCCUGACAGAGAACGGUUCUGUGUUCGCCUUCGGAGAAAACAAGAUGGGACAGCUGGGCCUCGGCAACCAGACCGACGCGGUCCCCAGCCCCACUCAGAUCAUGUACAACGGUCAGCCGAUUACCAAGGUGGCCUGCGGGGCCGAAUUCAGCAUGGUCAUGGAUUGCAAGGGAAACCUCUAUUCGUUCGGAUGUCCCGAGUAUGGCCAAUUAGGGCACAACUCUGACGGGAAGUUCAUUGCCCGGGCGCAGAGGAUCGAGUUCGACUGCGAGCUGGUCCCCCGCCGCGUCGCCAUCUUCAUCGAGAAGACGAAAGACGGACAGAUCCUGCCGGUCCCCAACGUCGUGGUGAGAGCUGUGGCCUGCGGGGCCAACCACACGCUCGUCUUGGACUCUCAGAAGCGCGUCUUCUCCUGGGGGUUCGGGGGAUACGGGCGGCUGGGACACGCCGAGCAAAGGGACGAGAUGGUGCCGCGACUCGUGAAGCUGUUCGACUUCCCCGGACGCGGAGCCGCACAGAUCUACGCCGGUUACACCUGCUCCUUUGCCAUCAGCGAGACCGGUGGGUUGUUCUUCUGGGGGGCGACAAACACUUCCCGGGAUUCGACGAUGUACCCCAAAACUGUUCAGGACCUCUGUGGGUGGAAGAUUCGCAGCCUGGCUUGCGGGAAGAGCAGCAUUAUUGUGGCCGCGGAUGAGAGCACCAUCAGCUGGGGUCCGUCGCCGACUUUCGGGGAGCUGGGUUACGGGGAUCACAAGCCCAAGUCCUCCACAUCGGCGCAAGAGGUGAAGACCUUGGAUGGGAUCUACGUAGAGCAGGUGGCCAUGGGCUACUCGCACUCCUUGGCCAUUGCCCGCGUCGAGAGCGAAGCCGAGAGCGAAAAGGCCAAGAAGCUGCCCGAGUACAACCCGCGCACGCUGCUCUGACCCGGACCCGCACACCCCGGCGAGGCGGCCGCCUCUUCCACCCGUUCGCCGGGACGCAGACAGAGAUUACGCCCGCCCGCGUUGCGCUAGAUGGCCCCAGGUUUCGGUUUCUUUCUUAGACGCGGCUCCCGAGUUUCCGCUCCUCUUCCUCCUUGUUUCCUUCGCGCACACUUUUUGUGCCUGUCUUCUGUAUUCCGCGCUUUGUUUCGCGGGGAUCGAUUCCUUCUUUCGGAAAGGACCUUUUCGCUCCGGAGCCGACACACCUUUUGUUUGUUUUCUGACAAUGUGUCCCAUAACCCUUGUUGAUUCACGUCGACAUUUUCCCCUUCCUUCCUUCCUGGAGCCCAGGUGCAUAUUCCGCCUUGUUAGAAAAGGAUGCUGUUCUUCACCCCAAAGCUUUGGGUAUGGGUAUCUCCUCCCUUCAUCCAUAUCUACCAUAUUUUCCAGCAUAUAAGACAACCCCCAACUUUCCAAGUCAAGAUAUAAAGUUUUAGUAUAUACUCGCCGUAUAAGACUACCCCUUAAUUAGGGGAGACACCCACACAGUCUGUUCCUCGCUGGUUCUUCCAGCGCGAUCCCCACCAUGGCCAGGCUGAAGUGGUGAAAGCCGGGCGAGAGAGGUAGCACCGUGUGGCCUGGCCUCACGGCAAACCUCUGACCCGGUUCCCACUGCACUCCAAGCCCAGCAAGCGAAGACAGCCGAGAGAGGGAGGCAGCACCACGUCGCCUGACCUCAUGGCAAACUUCUCACCCGGUUCCCUCCGAGCCCGGCAAAUGGUAAAGCCAGGCAAGGGAGGCAGCACCAUGUGGUCCGGCCUCUCGCCCAGCUCCCACCGCCCUCCGAGCCCAGCAAGUGUCAAAAGCCAGGCGAGGGAGGCAGCACAACAUGGCCCGGCCUCUUCCCCAGCUCCCACCACCCUCCGAGCCCAGCAAGUGGAGACAGCCGGGAGAGGGAGGCAGCACCACGUGGCCUGACCUCACAGCAAACUUCUCACCCGGUUCCCGCAGCCCACCGAGCCCAGCAAGCAGCGAAAGCUGGUUGAGGGAGGCAGCACCACGUGGUCCGCCUUAUGGCAAACCUCUCGCCCAGCUCCCACCACUCUCUGAGCCCGGUAAGAAACAAAGGCCGGGUGAGGAAGGCAGUACCGCGUGGCCCGGUCUCUCGCGCAGCUCCCACCGCCCUCCAAGCCCAGCAAGUGGCGAAAACCGGGCGAGGGAGGCAGUACCGCGUGGCCUGGCCUCUCGCCGAGCUCCCACCACUCUCUGAGCCCAGUAAGAAACAAAGGCCGGGUGAGGAAGGCAGUACCGCGUGGCCCGGUCUCUCGCCCAGCUCCCACCACUCUCUGAGCCCGGUAAGAAACAAAGGCCGGGUGAGGAAGGCAGUACCGCGUGGCCCGGUCUCUCGCCCAGCUCCCACCGCCCUCCAAGCCCAGCAAGUGGCGAAAACCGGGCGAGGGAGGCAGUACCGCGUGGCCUGGCCUCUCGCCCAGCUCCCACCACUCUCUGAGCCCAGUAAGAAACAAAGGCCGGGUGAGGAAGGCAGUACCGCGUGGCCCGGUCUCUCGCCCAGCUCCCACCACUCUCUGAGCCCGGUAAGAAACAAAGGCCGGGUGAGGAAGGCAGUACCGCGUGGCCCGGUCUCUCGCCCAGCUCCCACCGCCCUCCAAGCCCAGCAAGUGGCGAAAACCAGGCGAGGGAGGCAAUACCACGUGGUCCGUCUCAUGGCAAGCCUCUCGCCCAGCUCCCACUGCCCUCCGAGCCCGGUAAGCGGCAAAAGCCAAGCAAGGGAGGCAGUACCACGUGGCCCGGACUCUCACCCGGCUCCCACUGCCCUCCGAGCAUGGCGAGCAGCGAAAGCCAGGCGAGAGAGGCAGCACCACGUGGCCCGGACUCUCACCCGGCUCCCACCACCCUCCGAGCCCACCAAGCAGAGACAGCCGGGCGAGGGAGGCAGCACCACAUGGCCUGACCUCACGGCAAACCUCUCACCCAGUUCCCGUUGCCCCCCGAGCCUGGCAAGUGGCGAAAACCGGGCGAGGGAGGCAGCACCGUGUGGCCCAGCCUCUCGCCCAGCUCCCGCCACUCUCCAAGCACGACAAGUGGCGAAACCCGGGCGAGGGAAGCAGCACUGCUCAUCCUGGCUUUGUGGCAAGCCUCUCUUUUGGCUCCUGCUGCCUGACAAGCCUGAUAAGCCUGAGGACCAGGCCGCCGGCAAGGAAAGGCUGGUGAGCGCCUGCUGCUCUCCUUGUCUACCUGGUGUAUAAGACGGGUUCAGAUGGGUUUAAAACUAGUCUUAUACGCCAGUAUAUACAGAAUAGCCCAAAUCCAUCAGGAACGUGGUCUAUUGGGAAUUGCGGUUUAUAAUUUGGUUUGCUUUCCUGCCGGAAAUGUCCUCCCGGAGUGUAUAAUUCGAUAAGGAAGCUGUUGCUCGUUCCAGAGCCGAGUCUUACAUUACAUCCCAGGAUUACCGUCUGCUGGGAAUAACGGCCGAUAAUAACGCCGUGUUUUUAGCAUUCGGUUUUGCUCCCCAAACAGUUUUCUCGCUGCUUCGUUUCCUUCCUCCUCGCCAUUUCCCGAAUCGGACCUUCGGGCUGUACCAUUUCCACGACUCCCGGUAAUCGGUGAGCACUCCGACGGCCUUCUGCCAAAUUAUCCCUGUGUUUUUAAUUCCGCAUCCUGGGAACGGUGGGCCUCGGCUUCCUUUUUUUUGGUACUUUCCCCGACGGUAUCUCUUGCCUCCUUGCUGCUUCGUUCUCCCCUUGUUCCGUCUCGCGUCGGAGAAAUUUGGUGCCUUGUGAACAUAAACAAACCCCGUUUUUUGCAAAAGAACGAAGCAUAAUCUUUCCCCUUUUGUCUUGUUUUUCCCCCUUAGGGUUGCAUUUAGUUUUGUUGCGUUUUACUCUCUUUUAUACGGGGAUAGAAAAGGGCCUGAAAGGCUGUGUAUGUAUAUUGCUUUAUCGUUUGCUCUCCUGGGUUUUUGUUUUCGUCUUUAUAUCCCGCCGUUUUCGCCCCACUUCCCAACAAACUUUUUUUUUUUUUGCCAAUUCCUUAACGAAGGGAGGAAACAAAAAAUAAUUUAUUUUGCCGGGAAGGUUCAUAGUUUCACCAAAGAAAGUGUCUGCUUUUUUUUUCCGGAGCCGAGAAACUUCCUUUGGACACAUUUUUUAUUUUUGGGCCGACGUUCCAGAUCUCCGUCUGUGAAAGACGGGGGAAAAUGAAUAAUUUUGGAUUUCAGCCGGAUCGGGGGCGAAUUCCUCCUAGCCUAGUCCUAGCACUCCUCCUCCUCCUCCUGUCUCCCCUCCUGUUUCCUUUUUUUAUAUUUCUCUAAAUAAAUAAAAAGGUUUGGAACAAA